AUGCACUAUAUACGCCUUCUUGCACCGCCCAAGUUGGCGACAAGCGGCUCCAAGGCUCGACUAGACCUCGUCAUCACAAUAAAUACGGACCUGAGCGACUCGCUUCUCUUUGUGCAAGAACCUCUCGAGAUCAUCAUUACGGCUGAAGUGGCGUCCUCCUCCGGCAAGACGACGUGGGCUCUCACUGGACGUGGCCAGCUGGUUUGGAAGCCAGGCAUGAGAAUCCUCAAGCCAAACCUCAAUCUUCCCUUACAGUUUAUAAAGGCGUUGGCGGCCUCUUCCAAGACCGAAAUAUGUAUCAGUGCUAAGCCAGCGCUUUCAGCGACGGGGGUGCAGAGCAUACUCAUGGAUUCAACCAACUCUGUCCUGGCCGAGGCUGGGCAGGGACUAAUCAUGCCUGUAUGGGCGGAAUUACGCAUCAAGGGGCAUAAUGAUGAUCACGUUUGUACACGCAGGCUAUAUUUGAGCGGCACAAAUGAAAGAGGAGAGUUUCUCGAGAUAGAGGAAGAGCUGGGUGAGAGCAUGGCUCGCCAUGUCUGGGAUGGAGGAGUUGUUACACUUUGCGCUGUCGCCGGCAUUCCCGCAGGCAAAAACUACGUUUCGAAUCAAGGGGUGACCAUGACCGCCAUGCGAGACAUAUUGUGCACUGCCGGCGAAUUGAACAUUCUGGAGCUUGGUUGCGGUGUUGGCACAUUGGGCAUUGGUCUCUUCUCUGUGCUUCGACAUAUGCGGCCGGCUGGGUCUGGAGGUUGUACCGUCUUGCUGACCGACUUGGAAGAUGCAGAAGCCCGGACAAGAUGUAAUAUUUCUCGCUUGCAACAUAAGACUCACAAGACUGGAGAAGACACCGCCCAACUACUAUACGAGAAUCUGGAUUGGGAGGAUGGCAGGAAAGGCCGUUUCGGGCCGCAAGUUCAAGCCCGGCGUUGGGAUCUAAUCGUGUUAAGCGAUUGCACGUACAACGAAGAUGGGCUCCUCUCCUUGGUCGAAACGCUGUCAGCCUUGCAUGCUUCUAAUGUGAACAAGGCCAAGGCCAAGGGGGAAUCGUCAUUCACGACCAAGGUCUUUGUUGGGACGAAGCCCCGGCACUCUUCCGAGAACGCAGUAUUUGGCCUUCUUGAUCAAGCGGGCUGGAAGACGCAGGCCAAACAAGUAUUGCCACUCCCUAUCCUAGGAUUGGAUGCUCAAACAGUCGAAUUGUACCUGUUUGAGAAGUCAUGA
Molecule: messenger RNA, 1221 nt
Organism: Trichoderma aggressivum f. europaeum
Lineage: Eukaryota; Fungi; Ascomycota; Sordariomycetes; Hypocreales; Hypocreaceae
Exons: 1
Coding region: 1-1221 (406 amino acids)
Cellular component (GO): cytoplasm; nucleus
Source: RefSeq, a predicted model, not a curated record